GCAGCAUACCUUCUAGUAUGAGCCUACGACAAUUAUGGAAAAUCAAUCAGCACCGAUACCGAUAGCGAAGAUACCAGUUUACAACAUUUAUGGUGCGCAGUUACACGCAGUAUGCCCUCUAUCGCUUCUACUGAAGAGAGCGAAGCCAACAAGAAGAAAGAAGACACAAAAAUGAGGCAAGAGUGCCGCGUGGCGGUCUGCAUCUCGGGCGCCAUGCGGGCGUUUUUGGAUGCGUUUCCGACGUUUCUCGAGUUUGUGGAGAAGAAGAACGAUGAGUGCACUUUAGACUAUUUUGCGCACUUCAAUUGGGACCCCGAGCACGAUAUCGCUGCUGCAAAGGCGCUUUUUCCGACGGAGAAAGCGUACAAGAAGGCAGUCGCGAAGGGGACACUCGAGUUUUUUUCCAACGAAACAAAAAAGGACUUCGAAGACGCUAUCGCAAAUACAGAGACUGACAAAGACCAAGCGGAGAAUUCCGAGAGCGACGAGGAGGACACAGCUGAUGGAAAAAAACCGAAGACUGGAGCUGCGAAAACAACGAGUGCCACCUUCCGAAAUGUCCGGUGGCGACAGGUCUUGAUUUCCACGAACAAUGAAACGGUGCAGGAGAUGAUGACCCGGACGAAGGCCGAAAUUUUGUCCGAUAAAGAUCUCUACCACCAGCACAUCGAGCAGAAUUUUGAACAGCUCAUCAAGGAACCCACCGCCCGCGGCAUGGUGCCGUUCCGCGUCCUCGCGAUGGCCAUGAGCAUCGAACUCGCGCACGAGCAGCUGGAGAAGGGAUUGAAACUCCGGAAGGGGACGGAAAACGAGGUAAGGUACGACCUGUUCAUCCGCACGCGGCCGGACAUCAGUUUCAAACGGGAGCUCGACUUGUACGUCCCCUUUCACAUGUCGCUGACCGACGACCCCGAGGGGAGGGACCAGGACGAGCCAGACCCGAUUGGUCGGAAGCGGCACCCCCCGGACACGAUCUACCUGCCGUGGUGGAGCGACCCGUCCCCGAAACCGCACGCGUUUGACGCGUUAAACGACCCCGGGCUGGCGUUUGACCAGUUCGCGGUUGCGAACUCGUUGCAGGUCAUCCGGCACUACACGAGUUUUCGGAAAUACGUGGCGAAGCGGUUUGUAUGAAAGUGCACAACUCGUCCCCGUCCAACUCAUUUGAAGGGUGUAAGCAGCAACACAAGUACUGGCAUAAAUACAGCUCUUGCAUGACAUCAAAUUCGGGACCGACUCUAGUGCUGUUUCGGCCGCUUCCGGAACAGGUCAUGCAAGCAGUGCCAAAGGGAGAAAGGCGGAUUUGGUAUUUUGCAUGACAAAUGAGGGGUGGAGGGGGAGCUGUGCAUUGUGAUAGUUUGCGGAGCUAGUGAUGUCGACCACACCGUUGCACGUCCCCGGGGAUAGCGAAGAGAGCAGCGAGGAGGAAGAAGCUGCCGCGCCAAUGACCACCAGCACGACCACUCCCGCGCCGUCAAAUAUCAAAACGCUAAACGAUAAAAACUCAACUGCCCUCUACGAUGGGCACUCCGCCCCGGAUCUGGUCGCUUUGGGUAAGGAGGUAGCAAAGAGCCGGAACGGUGUCUGGAGUCGCAUGGAUGUGGAUUUUUACCCGGAAAAACUGCUCUUCGAUCUUCUCGCAGUGAAUCCGAAGCCGAGUGAUCCGAAUCUGAAGAAGAAGCUCCGGUUUGCACUGCUGGGAGAUUUCCGUGCGACCCUGCUCCGGCCGAACGGGGUCGAGGCGGAUCCGUUUGGGAAAUUAAAAGAGCACUACCCCGACGCAGAUGCGUACCCAAGGAGUUGGGUACCGGGGGCGAGGGAAGACCUGUGACUUUUGCUGGAUAUUAAAGGCGAUGAAACGUCGUGCGCGAGCACUCCCAUCAUCCACGUGGUAAUCCAAAGAGCUGCCCUGCUCCUGAAGAACGGGUAUA
Messenger RNA from Amoebophrya sp. A120, 1931 nucleotides. The record is from the annotation of a GenBank genome assembly. NCBI's taxonomy places the organism in Eukaryota, Dinophyceae, Syndiniales, Amoebophryaceae.